Molecule: messenger RNA, 675 nt
Organism: Bactrocera tryoni
Lineage: Eukaryota; Metazoa; Arthropoda; Insecta; Diptera; Tephritidae
Exons: 2
Coding region: 33-410 (125 amino acids)
Source: RefSeq, a predicted model, not a curated record
CGAAUCAUAUCGGCAAGCGCUGAUUCUGCUAAAUGCAGAAUCCGGCGGUCCUCUCAGCAAAACCAAGGGAGCCAUUAGCUAUGGUUCUCUGGAUACUCUCGACUGUUGCCAGGGCCGAUGGUGUUCAGCCUUCAGAUGCGGCGGGCAUGACGGAUGGAGAUGGUGAAACGACCUUGAAGAACGAACCAAGUCUCUGUGACAUCGCGACUUCUGGGGGCGAUUCGGCCUUCAGUAUCGAACAGCUGUUUGAGGAGGUGAGGGUCGAGAACAACGUGAGCGCUAAGCUAGAGCUCUUGGAGGAGAGUCUGAAGGAUGAGAUACCUCCAACAUGCAAAGGCGGCCACCGCCAACUUACAGCUUCAUCUAUUUUUAGAUGUCGUCCUGAUCCAGGAACCGUGGCUGAUGAGUAACGGCAUCUCUGGACUGAGGACGAAGAGUCACAAGCUGUUGGCGAUCAACGAUAUAGAAACGCUGAUAUGGUGACGGCUGAGCUGGAGUGUGACACCGGAGAUCUGUGGAUAAUCCCUGCAUAUAUGCCGCACGACGAUGAGGUGGAACCACCUCCGUUACAGUUGAGGAAAACCUUGGCUGAGGCGUCUCGAAGAGGAACUGUCGUCAUCAUUGGUUCCGACGGCAACUCGUUUCAUCCAGUUUUGUGCAGCUGGAGCACAAAUA